AUGCACCCAAAACGCAGUCUCUCUCAAAAUGGGGAUGAGGAAGAUAAGAACCAUGAUGACUACUUAAGUAACGUAAUAAGCCAUAGCAAAAUGUUAAAAGAGGAAGAACACACAAGACGUUUAGAAAUGGCUGAAGAAGAACAUGCAAUUAAACUUGCUAUAUAUAAUGAAAAAUUAAAAUGUGCCAUACUUGAAAGAGAGAUUUUAGAAUUAAAAAAAAGUGCGUGA
Parnassius apollo (apollo) is the source of this 228-nucleotide messenger RNA. The record is from the annotation of a GenBank genome assembly. NCBI's taxonomy places the organism in Eukaryota, Metazoa, Arthropoda, Insecta, Lepidoptera, Papilionidae.